AUGGACAAUAGCCGAGGUCUGAAUAUGGAUUGUGUUAUGGAGGUAUACAGGCGUCAGUUUGAAGAAAUCUCCUCCAGGAGCCGGGCUGAAGCUGAAGCAUGGUGCCGUUGUCAGCUGCAUGGGAGCUUUGACAGGGAACAGAAUAAUUAUUCACACAGUCUCUGGCAUUUCCCAGCAAUAUUCUUUUCUCUUGUGCCUCAGUAUCAGGAGCUGAAAACUACCGCUGCCAAACACUGUGACAACCUACGUCAUGUCAAGGAAGAACUUAGUGAGAUAACAAGAGUUGUUCACAGGCUGGAGUCAGAAGUUUCAAAUGUCAAAGCCCAGUGUACCAAGCUAGAAGAAGAGGUGGCUGCUGCCGAGGAACGUGGAGGCAUUGCUGUGAAAGAUGCCAGGUGCAAACUAGUUGAGCUGGAAGAUGCCCUACAUAAGGCUAAGCAGGAUAUGGCUUGCCAACUACGGGAGUAUCAGGAUCUAAUGAACAUGAAAAUGGGCUUGGAUAUAGAGAUCACUACAUACAAGAAGCUGCUGGAUGGAGAGGAACUAAGGAUGGGUGAUGGAGACUGUGCUGUGAACAUCUCUGUACGAAGGAGCCAGGGUGCAGUUGUAGGUGGCUCUGAUCCACGGCCUCCAUGUGGACCUCAUGUGUUAUGUGGACCCAACAAAAGAACUGUGACAACCUGUGGUCCAAGCAGAGAGAGGUGCAUAGACACUAUGCUGCCUUGUACUGCUGCUCACUGUAUGAACACUUGUUCACCAAGUGGAGAUCUGUGCUCUCUUCCAAGGGGGUUCAGCUGUGAGAGUGGAAAGUGCUCUAACAUCAAAUGUGUAACAUCCAUUGGCCCCUAUGGACAAAGAUACUAGGAACCUACCACUGUGGAAAGGCAGCAACAGUAACUGAAUAAUGCUGCCUACUAAGAGCAGUAUUUCUUGAAUCAGUGGAUUUGCAGAUGAGCAAUCAAACCAAAAUCUUUGCAGCUUGGGAAGUUGCUUUAUUGUCAGUCCGAUAUGUCCAGAAUACUAAAUUGAUCCCUCUGUCCCAUCAUCCAUUUGCCCAAUGUGUGUGAAAUAUCAGGUUCACUUGAUGCUUACUGCAGUCAAAUAUGUCUCCUUAAACAUUGUAGUAGUUGACUUAUCUCCAUUGACUUCAACUACACCAGUGGUUCUUAACCUGUGGGUCCUUAGGUGUUUUGGCCUACAAUUCCCAGAAAUCCCAACCAGUUUACCAGCUGUUAGGAUUUCUGGGAGCUGAAGGCCAAAAUAUCUGGGGACCCACAGGUCAAGAGCCACUGAACUACACCAACUAUGGAUUCAAGAAGUACUUUGCAAUUUCUGCCAUUCUGUAGUUUAAGACCUUCAAAAGCAUUCUUGUCAGCCAAAAUAACACUGUGAAUAUAGUGAACAAGCUUGUUGCUUCAGUAAAUAACGCCUUUAAACCCAAGCGGUUAGCAAUUCCAUUACAACUGAACAUUAAUAUAUUCCUUUCAAAAUAUUUGAAUUGGCAUUAAGGGGCAAGAAUAAUGGCUUUUUCAUCCAUUCAUUCAACGGGCAACUUGAAGCUGUAAUCCUGUGAAAACUUGAAAUUAGGCCCCAUGGACUAAGUGGAAUUUACUUCUGAGCUUCUGUGCAUGGGAUUACGUGGAAAAUAUGCAUUUUGACAUUCGGACUCCAGCUGAUUUUAUUUGAUACUUCAACACUUUUCUGUGCAAUAAGUUUCUGCUUGCAUCCUGUUUGUGAAUUUUCUAAUUCUAAUAAAUUGACUGUGCUAAGCAAACAAAACAGAACAAAAGAUUCCACUUUUAUCAUUAUCCUUUCUACCAAAGUA
Messenger RNA from Anolis carolinensis (green anole), 1825 nucleotides. RefSeq names its product keratin, type II microfibrillar, component 7C. Gene Ontology annotation, cellular component: keratin filament. Gene Ontology annotation, biological process: intermediate filament organization; keratinization. NCBI's taxonomy places the organism in Eukaryota, Metazoa, Chordata, Lepidosauria, Squamata, Anolidae. The transcript is spliced from 5 exons. Bases 1 to 864 code for a protein of 287 amino acids. Gene Ontology annotation, molecular function: structural constituent of skin epidermis. The record is from RefSeq and is a predicted model, not a curated record.